CACCUGUAACCCCCCAGCUUUUUAGUCUUCUACUGUCGCGUACAUACCACGUACUUCGUACCUUAGGUACUCACCUAACUCGCUUUCAAUACUUACUGCCCUGUUAUUUCCACCUUCAAGUUUCUUGCCCCUUUUUCACGCUGAUUCCAUUCAAGAGUUUUUCCAGCACUAUAAUCUAAUAAUCCUUACAUUCAUCUUCAUUGGCGUUAUCCUUCUUUCUUCUUCUGUCUUUCCUGUACAUCUAACUUAAAACUUGCCCCCGUUUUACGGAUCGCACCGCCGUCUUAUCCUUGUUAGCCACGAAUUGCGUUUGGCUCCGCCGCGGGCUUUGGAAGGAAUAUUAUCAUAUUUGUAGAAUAAUAGUCGAUUGGUUGGAAACCUGUUCACAUCAUAUUUGGGCUGGCGACUGUACAUCUCCAGCAAUAACUUCAACUUUACUAGAUUACCCAAUCUCGUGCCCAUCAUGAGAUUCCGUCAACGACGAACGCCGUUUAUUCUUCUACUUCUACCCUCCCUUGCCCUAGCCGCAUCUACACUAGAUACGAAACCUGCAAAAGAUGUUCCCGCUGUGGGCGCGGGCAUUGCGUCGUCCCAAUCUCUGGACUCAGCUGCCGGAUCUUCCAAGUCGACCAAAGUCGAUGUCGGCACCAAAAUCGCACCAGUAGAUGGUAAAGAUGGGAUGCCGCAUGAGGGUCCUUUCGUAACGACUGACAAGGGGCGCAAGAAGAGCGAUGCCAAUGACGUUAUAGAAACCAAACCCCUCCCUUCCUUGAAAGACCGACCGGUAGAUCCUACAGUCAUCGAUGGGAAGAAAAUACCUGAGAGCAACGACGGCGUCAUGGACGACCCCCAUCGUCAGCCUCCUAAGCAGGGCACAACCGGCACCGAAGGAGGUGUAAGCGAGAAAGAUAAGGCCAAGAAAGCUAAAGAGGGUGUAACUGGGGAGAAGGUUGAGAACGUGCCCGAAACCCCAAAGGAGAAACCACCGUUGCCGCAUAGUGAGCAAGAAAAGAUUACGAGCGAAAAGGCUAAUAAGAAGGAAAAGGGCAAAGUUGACCUACACCAGACGCCAGAAGAUGUUUCCGGACUCGAGAAGCCAUUGGACCUACCAGGUAAACUACGUGACGACCCGAACCCCGUUCCUGACUCGGCCAAUAAAGAUCACCUCGACGUAUCGAAACCUACCAAAUCUACCACCAAAACUUGGGAGCAAGAUGACGAGGGCAAUGAAGGCCUUAUUCAACCUUUCCACUCUUUUGUGCUUUCUCUCACCAUGAUCCUCUUUUCUGAAGUAGGUGAUAAAACAUUCCUCGUUGCCGCGCUCAUGGCCAUGAAACAUGACCGUAUGCUGGUGUUCUCGGCUGCUUUUGGUGCCUUGCUGGUCAUGACUGUUUUAUCUGCCGUGAUGGGUCAUACGGUUCCAGCCCUGAUCCCAAAGAGAGUGACGACUUUCCUAGCCGCAGGGCUAUUUUUUAUCUUCGGCGCGAAGUUGCUACGUGAGGGCAUGGCCAUGGAUCCAAACGAGGGUGUUACGGCAGAGAUGCAAGAGGUUGAGAUGGAGCUACAAGAGAAGGAGCACUUGGCACUAAAACAAGGUAGACGGCGCUCCUCUCUAUCUCCGUACGCGUUGGAGAUGGGGCUCGGCAGCGACCGGAAGCCAAGGUCCCAGUCUCGAUUCCCGACUCCACCUCGCAGUCCCUCGACCUCUCCAGGUAGGAGCCCGUCGCCUCGCCGUAGCAUUUUCAGCGGAUUCGGUGUUGGCCUAUCGAAUCUCUUCUCACUUCUUCUAAGUCCCGCGUGGGUGCAAACUUUUGUCAUGACCUUCUUGGGGGAAUGGGGAGAUCGUAGUCAGAUUGCAACGAUUGCCAUGGCUGCUGGUCAAGACUACUGGUGGGUGACAUUGGGCGCCGUGCUGGGCCAUGCAUGUUGUACCGGCGUAGCCGUCCUCGGCGGCAGGGCCAUCGCCGGCAAAGUGAGCUUGAAAGUUGUGACGGUAGGUGGCGCUAUUGCAUUUCUAGUGUUUGGUCUCAUCUACUUAAUCGAAGCGAUCUACGCGUAACUCCCUUUUCUCGGCCGCUGGGCGAUGUACCUGUCCCUCUUCGAAGUUUAAUACGGCUUACUCUUUGAUGAUUGCGCGCGGUUUUAAUAAGGAGUGGAUUGGUGGCGGCUUUUCAAUUUAGCAGGCAUCCGUCUCUAAGAGAGGCAGCUAGCAUGGGUCUAUAGCAAUAUAGGAUGGAAGGAACCGGCCGACAUAGGACGAUUGUAAACCGACGUUGUCACUACUGUUGGCUCAAGAAAAUUAAAGCCCGGUAUAUGAAAAGGGGAGGAUGGGCUGUUGCAUGGGCGGAGUUUGGCAUAUAAAAUGAGUAGGCCCGUCUAAAAGGGGUCUACCGAAUGUGACUAUUGAUCACAUAUUUGUACAAUUACCAAACAAAGUGGUGGCCAAUAUGGAGGCCCUUGAGUGUUUGCGGGACCCUGAUGUAAGCUAAUAAUAGAUGCUCGGGAUUUAUAGACGCUAAGCUACGAG
Molecule: messenger RNA, 2527 nt
Organism: Daldinia vernicosa
Lineage: Eukaryota; Fungi; Ascomycota; Sordariomycetes; Xylariales; Hypoxylaceae
Product: UPF0016-domain-containing protein
Exons: 3
Coding region: 464-2059 (531 amino acids)
Biological process (GO): calcium ion transmembrane transport; manganese ion transmembrane transport; Golgi calcium ion homeostasis
Cellular component (GO): Golgi apparatus; fungal-type vacuole membrane
Molecular function (GO): calcium ion transmembrane transporter activity; manganese ion transmembrane transporter activity
Source: RefSeq, a predicted model, not a curated record